AUGUCGUCCAGAGGCAACAAUUACAAUGCACCUCCUUCCAAUAAAUAUAUGAAUGACUUCAGCAAAGCCCUGUCGUAUGAGAUGCACAUUCUUCUAGAGGAGGUCGGGAAGCUCAGAGACGAACAGAGACAACUACAAUAUGAGAUUGACGAGCUGAAGAGCAUAAAGGCGAAAUAUGGUGGUGCAGUUGAGGAGCCUGCAGCGCCGGAGCCAGAACCCGUUCCUGCUCCGCCUGCGCCUCAGGGCAUCCUCGGCGACGCGCCUGCACCCCCUGCCUGGCGCACAGUGCAUAAGCGCGAGGAGCGUCGCAAGUCUAAGUCUAAGCCUAAGGCACUUCCUACUCCCGAGCCUGUUCCUGCGCCAUCCCCGGCACGGGCUGCCAUGAACAUGCCCAGGUGGGCUCAAUGGAGGCCGAACGUCGGGAUGUCGCCCAAUCCUCGUGCAGCGCCAGCUGUAACACCGUCGCCCGUGCCCUCGCGUCUUGGCUUGUUCGGUCCUCCGUCCCCGCCGCCACAUUAA
This is a messenger RNA of Sparassis crispa, 519 nucleotides long. RefSeq lists its product as hypothetical. Bases 1 to 519 code for a protein of 172 amino acids. The transcript is spliced from 6 exons. Lineage: Eukaryota; Fungi; Basidiomycota; Agaricomycetes; Polyporales; Sparassidaceae. The record is from RefSeq and is a predicted model, not a curated record.